Molecule: messenger RNA, 2310 nt
Organism: Postia placenta MAD-698-R-SB12
Lineage: Eukaryota; Fungi; Basidiomycota; Agaricomycetes; Polyporales; Adustoporiaceae
Exons: 19
Coding region: 8-2269 (753 amino acids)
Biological process (GO): lipid metabolic process
Molecular function (GO): triacylglycerol lipase activity
Source: RefSeq, a predicted model, not a curated record
UGUCAAUAUGAAGGUGAAAAGGCGCAGAAGGCAAAGUGAGACUUCGCACAAGAGGCAAGAGUGGAUGUAUAUCCUUGUACGAUGGCCAUUGCUGGGUCUUAUAUUCUUCUUCAUGGCUCUUCAAUUCAGCCUAUACAUACUAAUUCGGCAGUUGGUAAACGCGAAGGAAUGGCUCUCUGCGUGGCGGGGCCGCAAGGGUGUCCUGCGACAGCGUUUGCGUAGUGCCAAGACUUACGAGGAUUGGAAGGAUGCUGCAUUGAUUCUUGAUGAAUAUAUGCACUUCAACGAAUGGAAACAUGCCGACGAAGAUCCCUUCUAUGACUGGAGAUUAGUGAGAAAGGUCCGCAGGUCCUUGAAGAAUCUAAGGGAAAAGAGAGAUGCGCGAGGUUUACUUGGUGUGCUGGAAACCUGUGUCCGCACGAACUUCGCCGGGGUUGAGUCAGCACGGCUAUAUAGCGAAACAUUCUUCGGGACGAAGGAUUUGAUUGAAGACUAUAUCGCCGAAGAAGAGAAGGCGCUUGAGUUCAUUCGGACGUCGUCUGAUAUUUCCAAUGAGGAGAAGAAGCGGUUCUUCAAAAUGGCCAAUACGAACCUCGGCACCUCUGCGCUCUGUCUCUCCGGUGGUGCUUCAUUCGGAUACUAUCAUUUUGGCGUCGUGAAGGCGUUCCUGCAUGCAGGUCUUCUUCCUCGUGUCAUAUCAGGUACAUCGGCGGGAGGUGUUGUUGCAGCAAUGGCAUGCACACGCACAGACGCGGAGUUGAAACGGCUCCUUGUUCCUGAGCUGGCCACGCGCAUCACAGCAUUCGAAGAGCCCUAUGGGGUCUGGAUCAAGCGCUUUUGGACAACCGGCGCAAGGUUCGACAGUCUAUGCUUCUUCACACGGGGCUCCAUGACAUUUCGGGAGGCGUACAUGCGGACGGGACGCAUCCUCAACAUUUCCGUCGUGCCUGCGGACCGCCAUUCCCCCACGAAGCUUCUGAAUUAUAUCACAGCACCGGACACGAUAAUCUGGAGUGCAUUGCUUGCUUCUGCGGCUGUACCCGGAAUUUUGAACCCGGUCGUCCUAAUGCAGAAGCUCAAAGACGGUAGAGUAAUUCCGUGGAACUGGGGUAGCAAAUUCAAGGAUGGUUCUCUGAGAGUUGACAUACCCGUACAAGCGCUGAAUUUGUACUUCAACGUCACGCAUCCUAUUGUCUCGCAAGUCAAUCCACAUGUGCACUUAUUCUUCUUCGCUCCACAAGGCUCGGCAGGGAAACCCGUUGCGCAUCGCAAGAAUAAGGGGUGGCGAGGCAAUUUCCUGCUAUCUGCCGCAGAACAAUGGCUCAAACUGGAGCUUACUAAGAAUUUCAAGUUGAUUCGCGAUCUCGACCUUUUACCGCAGCUUCUUGGCCAAGACUGGUCCAGUGUAUUCUUGCAGCGCUUCGAAGGCAGCGUCACAAUCUGGCCUCGCACUCGGUUCAUGGAUUGGAUACACAUCUUAAGUGAUCCAGACGAAACAGAGCUAACGAGGAUGAUGCAUGUUGGUCAGCUGGUCACCUGGCCUAAGCUGCAUAUGAUCGAGAAUCGAUACCGCCUCGAGAAGCAAAUUUUCCUGGGUCGACAGACAGUGCGUAAGGUCAUGCAUAAUCGUGGUCAAGACCGAAGCACGUCGGCAAUCGAGACCCAGCCACAGGAACAUGUUCCCGUUCCCAACACAGGCACUCGGCUCCCAGUCAGUAAGGGGACACCAAUCGCACCAAGUCUCUCAGAGGUACCACUGCCGAUGGACACUGAUGCGGAGGCGGCCUAUAUAAAUGGAACGCGUGAAAAUAACCAUCGAUCUACGGCGGGCGGCAGUAGCCAAUUCCCGCACCGCACCUCGAAGCGACGUCAUCGGAACAGAGGGGACCAAGAUGCCACGAGGGAGGCGGGCCCCACUCCAGAUCCCCCACCUCCACCCAAGGAUUCCGGACGACAGCAUGCGCAGUCGGUGGCGAACCAAAUAUCAUCUACCCACGCCAACCCCGUCGAGUUCUUGCGCCGUCUUGGUAAUGGUUCGAUUACCGGCGGAUUCUCGCCGUUUGGAUCGCUGCGACGCAGCAACAAGGACGUGGCAUCGAACUCGCGCGAAGAUGUGGCAGAGGGGGCUUCGUGGUCUGGAGACAGUUCAUCGGAUGACGAUGACUUGUCUAUAAUAUCGCGCAGACAACGACACUCCUCGACGUAUGAGCUACGACCAGAGCUGGAUAGGAGAUACUCUGGAGUAGAAGGGGAGGAUGCAGAUUACUGAGAUUGUGUACUGUACAUAUUGCAUUGUGCAUGCAAAAGAUA